Ectocarpus sp. CCAP 1310/34 is the source of this 5138-nucleotide messenger RNA. The record is from the annotation of a GenBank genome assembly. Lineage: Eukaryota; Phaeophyceae; Ectocarpales; Ectocarpaceae.
AUGCGUGAGGCUCUUGCCGUUGCCUACACUGAUUGUCGUCCACCGGAAGAUUGUACCGUCGUUGUCGAACCCCGGAUCGUCUCCGAACAAGACUUAGUCCACGACGAAACACUUAGUCCCUUCCAAAACAUUGUCGUUGCCCGUACUCUAGCUACAUGGCACGCUUCCGAUGGAUCUGUCGUUGUCCAAAUCGCCAAUCCUUCUGCCGAUGGCGUCCGUCUUUAUGAUGGCCUAUGUCUUGGUCAAUUGUCCACAGUGACUAUCACUGAACCCGACCAACUCCAUGUCAAUUCUGUCGCGAACACACCCGUCACUGACGACGAAAUUCGCCACGCCAAGUCCGAACUCGAAGAGCCUCUGUCCAAGGCCUUCGACAACACAACGCUCACCAACGAGCAACAACAAGCUGUCCUCGACUUGUGCGCAAAAUACCGUCCUGUCUUUUCUCUGUCAAUGUCCGAACUCGGCCGCUGCACCAUUGCAGAAGCCACGUUCCCCGUGCCGCCAGGCACGCGUCCUGUCGAUCGUCCGCCGUACCGUCCGAAUCCCCGCGUAGCCACUGUCUCCGACAAAUGUGUCGCCGAAAUGCUCGAAUGGGGUAUCAUUGAAAAACGGCCCAGCGCAUGGGGAAGCCCAUGCACACUUGUCGCUAAAAAGAACGGCAGUCCCCGUUUCUGCGUCGACUACCGCCACACCCUCAACCGCCACAUCGUCCGUAAAACCUGGCCCAUGCCUAACCUCGAGUCCUGCCUGGAUGCCGUCGGCCAAGCUCUCUACAUCACCGUCGCCGACAUCCUCAGCGCCUUCUGGCAGAUCCCCGUGGCAGAGGAGCACGUCGACCGUACUGCAUUCGUCACCCCUACCGGCAAGUACUGUUUCAAGCGUAUGCCGUUUGGAGUAGCGAACGCACCGUGGCUUUUCCAACAUGUCAUGUCUCUAGCUCUAGGUCAUCUAGGUCCAGACUCUGGUGUUCUUUCGUACAUGGACGAUUUGAUCUGUAUCAAUCACACGUUCGAAGCUCACCUGUCAUCUCUCGAGAAAAUGUUCGCAGCAUUGCAAGCAGCAGGGCUCACGCUCAAACCGUCGAAAAUUCAAUUCGGUCAGAAAGAAGUCGACUAUUUGGGUCAUGUCAUCUCCGCAAAAGGUAUCUCUGUCAGCACCGACCGUAUCGAUGCCAUUCGCAACCUGCCCACUCCCACCUGCAUCAAAGAUCUCCGAUCUGUCCUAGGCAUGAGAGUCCUGUCCUCUACACCUGUCCUCCACUUUCCCGAUUUUUCUCGAGAAUUUGUCGUUCACACCGACGCCUCUGAACAAGGCGUAGGCGCUUUCCUCGCUCAACCAUCCCGUGAUAGUGCCGACGGUAAAGAACUCGAUAUCGUCGCGUUUUACAGCAAACGUUUUUCUAAGGGCCAACGCCAUUACAGCGCUACCAUGAAAGAAUGCAUUGCGGUUGUCUGGGCCCUCACCCACUGGCGCCCGUACCUUUGGGGCCGCCAUUUUACGUGUAGCACUGACCAUCAAGCGCUUACGUAUCUGUACCACAUGCAAGACACGUCCAACAUGUUGACGCGCUGGGCUAUCGCACUCCAGAACUACGAUUUUACUGUCAAACAUAUGCCGGGGAAACUCAACGUUGUCCCCGACGCUCUGUCCCGUUUUUUUAGCGAGGUUAACGGCGAUCAUGUGCCUUCCGAACCGCGCCUUGCGGCUAUCUGUCGCAACGUGCCCGACGAUAAACCAUUUUGUCCCCUGUCCCUCGCGAUUACGAACACUGACCAUCAAGCGCUUACGUAUCUGUACCACAUGCAAGACACGUCCAACAUGUUGACGCGCUGGGCUAUCGCACUCCAGAACUACGAUUUUACUGUCAAACAUGUGCCGGGGAAACUCAACGUUGUCCCCGACGCUUUGUCUCGUAUUUUUAGCGAGGUUAACGGCGAUCAUGUGCCUUCCGAACCGCGCCUUGCGGCUAUCUGUCGCAACGUGCCCGAUGAUAAACCAUUUUGUCCCCCUGUCCCUCGCGAUUACGAAGUGUCUUCAUACAACCUCGAUGAAACCGCGCUCGUCGAAAGCGACCGCGAAUUAUUUUCGAGUGCUGUCUCCGUCUUCCCGGUAGUCGAUUCUGUCAAGCUGUUGGAUCACCAAAAACGCGAGUUCCGCCAGUAUUUCGAUUACCUUGCUUCUCCCGCAAAAUCCCCUGUUCCCUCGAACCAGUCUAAGUCUAGCAUGAGCAAAUUUUUCCUUCAUGAAGGUUUGCUUUGUCGUUCGUACAUCCCAGCCCACCUACGUCGUCGGGCUCACUUCCGCGAUCCACUCGUGCUCCCGUCCUCACUACGAACCCUUGUCAUCUCCUCAUGCCAUGACCUACCCUCCUCUGGAGGCCACCUAGCCUUCAAAGAUCUUGUUGAAUACAAGUCACUGUCCGAAGGAAACCGCUACAUCCUGUCUGUCAUCGACCAUCUCACGCGCUUCGUCAUAUUGAUCCCAAUCAAAUCAAAAGAAGCCACUGUAGUAGUGCGUAACCUUGUAGACCGCGUCUUUUCGGUGUUUGGUCCGCCGGAAACUCUGCACUCUGAUCAAGGCAAGGAAUUUGAAAACCGGCUUGUGAAAGAACUGCAGUCUGUCUUUGGGUACAAGAAAACCCGUACCGCCGCGUAUCGUCCUCAAGGUAACUCUGUCCUUGAGCGUGUCCACAGUACCGUCCACAACAUGUUCGCUAUGUACCGCAACCUGGCUUGUGAUAAUUGGUCGGAACUGUUGCCGUUUGUCCAACUUGCGCAUAAUACCGCGUACUCCACGACCCUACAGGAGACUCCUCAUUAUCUCAUGUUCGGUCGCGCGGCCAAACUUCCGGUCGAUCUCAUUCUCGGUGUCCCCUCUACUCCGGCUCCCCAGAGCCGCCUCGAUUACUCACGCCGUACCGUCGAGAAUCUCCAACUAGCGUACGAGUUAGCUCGCCGCAACCUCAAAGAACGCUCAUCUAAACAAGCGGAUGCGAAUGAGAAACUGUCCUUCCCUAGCUUUAAGUUCGGUGACCAAGUACUUGUCCAUCGUCCGUACACCGAAUCGGCUGGACCCAAUCCCAAGCUCAUUAGCCCUUGGCAUGGUCCGUACACUGUCCGGGCCCAACUUUCGCCCGUCAUCUAUCGUGUCUCGAAACCUAACGAGCCGACCGAAACCACCGUCCAUCUGGGUCGCAUGAAACCGUACAUCGCCCCUACUUCGUCUCCGGUCCCGGACCCUGAAACACUCGAUGAACUGUUUUUAGGAACAACUCUCCCGUUGCCGGAUCUCGAUGGUUCCACAACCGCCGUCACCCUCGGUCCGUACACCAUCGAAUUUAUCGACGGUCAUAAACGGGGGGUAGGAGCAGCCUCGCUGGACAACUUCCAGUACCACCUCAAGUUGAAAGACUACUCGUCACAAUUGGGUCUCUGGCGCCACUACCGUGCUAUUCCCCAAUGUGCCGAAAUGAUUGCAUCCUACCGCGCCGAAAUCUUGUCCCAAGAUCCCUCAGCAUUUUCCCCACCUCGGAGGAACGUCCGUUCAUCCUCCGCCGCUAGCACUUAAUAUGGGCUUACUGUCUGCGCAAUCUUGUCCAGCACCGUUUGUUAUAAUGGUCUGCCGUCCACCAAUCCAUCGGUUUGGCAACAACCUUUGGUCGACGCCCGCGUGCUUGUGAUGUCUUUUGUCUGAUUUCAUUUCUUAUUGCUGCGGCAAUAUCGAGUAUUAGCAUGUUUUCCUGUGCGUACUCGGGGGUUCCGUACCCACAUGGCUUUUCUCCUGGUGCCCAUGAUUUUUCAUUUGGGACCCGUGCGAAGUACCGCGCACGCCUUGUCGUUAUUAUAUUUUGUUUUAGUUCCCGGCCGCAUGUUUCCACGCCGCCCGGCAACUUCAUUGAUGUGUAUUCUUGUCCCGUUGGUUAACGUCCCGUGGUUCGACUUCGUUACAUCACUUGACGCCCCGCAUCGUUUAUAUGCGCUAGAGCACUCGCACUGCCAGUAAGAUGGGCGCCAUUUGGUAUUCUACUCCGUCUCCACGCGACGUACCGACACAGGCUUGCCUGCCAUUUUCUUCUAGUGUGAAUCGAGCGGUUGGUACCGCCACUCUCCGUGUCUAUGAUGGUUUUGGUGCGUGUAUUGUCUCCCGCGUUGUCAUGGUGUAUUCCACCCGAUUUUUUUUUAUGUCGGGACCCAUGCCCACUCUGCUUUCGUCGUUGCUAUUGUGUCAUUUGGUACUACUUGCAGCUUAGCGGAUGGGGGGUCACCAGAGACCAACGACGGACGAUUAAUAAAAACACGAUUUCAAAACACCUUUGCCUCCAGGGUAUCACACGCCCUUGUCUUAUCCAGCCUCGCUUCUCUCCGAUCUCGGACAAGCAUCGCUGAUGACGACUGCUUGCCGCAAUAUGUACAUACCGAUGAAUUCGAUUCGUCCUGUGUUCCAUCAAUUUUCGGCCUUGCGACAAUCAGUCUGUUUUUCUUUGUCAUGUCCAACGUCAAUACACGUCUGUCCUGUCUCCCGUCAUUGUUGACGCAAUGCCUAGCUUGAUAACCCGCAUUUCGUUAUGCGCAAGAGCUCUGACCAGCCUACAAGAUGGUUGUUAACUAGCGCACUGUAUCACCGCAAUGAUGUAGCCAUGCUGUCUAUGUCUCACUUCGGUGACCUCAUGUGCCCUGUCGCGUGCCAUAUCUUGUCUGGCCACGGUACGCAACGUUGCCCUGCACAUGCUUGUCUCCCAGGAUCUUCCCUCACUACUGUGAUAUGUAAGUAAAUACACGGAUCAUAGUAUGUAUAUGUCGCGACUAAAAAUAUUUUUGUCUUGUACGAGUCAGCCCUGCAGGCCGCAACGCAGAAAUGCAUUGCGAUGUACUCCGUACUCCCGAUCACUCUGUCCUUAUCGAUCCUGUGAUAAUUUUGUCUGUUGCCCAAACACUAACAACGGUGUUUUUGUCAACCACGGUACAUGUCCCGUUCACGGCUUUACCUCCGGCACUGCUGUUGUCCGUACAUCCAUGUAUGUGUCGUCGUUAAAUUGACGUUGAGUGAAGUAAAUUUAAUGUAAGUAAGCUUAUUGUCAGCGAACCAGAACUCCUCGCUGUUGAGUUUUGGUGGAGUACGAGCUCUAACACCACCAA